Messenger RNA from Blumeria graminis f. sp. triticale, 2682 nucleotides. NCBI's taxonomy places the organism in Eukaryota, Fungi, Ascomycota, Leotiomycetes, Helotiales, Erysiphaceae. The record is from the annotation of a GenBank genome assembly.
AUGUCAUCGACAAGAAAACGCAAAAGAAACCAGACGACCGACAUAGAUGACGAGGAAGAAUUCCCGAGUGGCCUUAAAGUAGAAAGGGUGAAAAAGGAUGAAUUGGAUUAUAGCUAUCCUUCCGGUUUUGAUAAAGAAACAGCAAUAUCUUUGGACGAGACUGCUUACAAACUAGCUGGAUCGCAACCCUAUGAGGGUCACAGCUUUUCUACUUUAGAAGCAUCAGUGGGAAGCACAAUGGCGCCAGAGCAAGAUAAGCCAGUAGUUUUACAAAACUUAGGAUACAUAGCUAAUGUUUCGGGUAGCUUAGACAAAGAUAUAUAUGAUAUAAGCAGCUCUGAAGUAGAACAACCACGAGAAGCCCUCAGGAGAAAGAGAAAUACUGUCAAACUCUUAGGUGCAAAAACAAUUUCUAGUGAAAUCCACGACUCUCGGAAAUCAAUCUCAAAGAAAAAUUUUGGCGUUUCGGAGGUGGCUAAAAACAAAAGAGAACCGAAAAGAAAUCUUUUGAAGUCAACUCAGCAUGGCUCAGUUGAUGAAAAUACGCGCAAUGAAGAUAGAAGGAUAUUACCAGAUCUUAACACUAGUGAGAAGAAGGUGGCAAUAGUUGAAAUACCCUCACUAAAUCUUGGACAAAUCCCUAAAUUAGAAAAAGCUCACAAAAGUCACAAACAAGAACGAGGAGAUGAACUGGGAAUCGUCGCAAAUACUUCCAAAAUAGGCAAAAGGCAAUAUACAAAAUCAGCUGCUAGACUGAAGCGGAUGAUGAGCCCUAUUAUUGAAAUUCAAUGCUUAGAUCCUGAGCCAACUUCUAUAUCGCCAAGCUUACAUUCCUCCAAAGCUCAGGUGACACACCCUCAAAACUCCUCGUCAAAGCUUCUGGAACCGUCUAAGGAAAACAUCAAAAGUAUAUUAUCCCCAACUAAGAGAAAAGAUCAUCAGAAGAAAAAGAAUGUUGUCUUCAAAAUUGGAGAAGAUUUGGAUCUAGGAUUCAAAGAUUUACCUGUUGGUAAGGGUACAAAUAAGCAACAGAUUGAAAUAAAUUCUAUUAAUAAAGCUGGAGACAAAGCCUUUGUCGAUAUCUCUGAGCCGGAAGAUGACACAGCAUGCGAGGUAUGUCGACGGUAUGAUGUUGAGAAAAAUAAUCCCAUGCUUCUGUGUGAUGGCUGUGAUUCUGGGUAUCAUGUUAAAUGCAUAGGUCUCUCAAAAGAGCCUGAAACUGAAAUGUGGUUCUGCCAUAUAUGUAAAUCACGUGUAUCUCACACGCAAAGACAUGAUUUAGGGCAUGUGGAACCAGUAGAUUGUUUUCCACAAAUCGAAAACUUUGACAAUAUUCUUAUGUGCCACCAAAGAGAUAUCCUUGAUAGGCUGACAGGUAGAAAAUUGAUAAAAUUGAAAGGUCUUGAGGAUGAAAUUCUUAAAGUUCGCCAAAUUAUUGAAAACACGAUUCUGGCUGGGGAGGGAAAUUCAAUGUUGAUAGUAGGCGCUAGAGGAACUGGAAAGACAGCCCUUGUAGAGUCAGUGAUAUCAGAAGUAUCAAAGCUCCACCGAAAGAACUUCCACGUUGUCAGACUAAAUGGACUUAUUCAUACUGAUGAUAAAAUAGCCCUAAAAGAGAUUUGGAGGCAAUUGGGGCGGGAAAUGGAUGUCUUCGACGAGCCUACAGGAAGGCCUAGUAAUCAUGCAGAUAUAUUUGCAUCACUGCUAGCUCUUCUAUCACAUCCAUCCGAGAUCUCCGGUACAGAUUCUAAUCAAACCGCUACGUCUGUAAUAUUCGUCAUGGAUGAGUUUGAUUUAUUUACAUCUCACUACCGUCAAAUAUUGCUCUACAACCUAUUUGAUAUUGCCCAGGCUAGGAAGGCACCAAUCGCAAUUCUUGGGCUCACGACCAAAGUUGAUGUCGCGGAAAAUCUUGAGAAGCGGGUGAAAAGUCGAUUCAGCCAUCGAUUUGUCUAUCUUUCUCUACCUCGAAGCCUCUCAGCAUUCUGGGAAAUCUGUAAAGAAGGCUUAAUGGUUUCUGAAACUAUGGAGAAAAACACUUCGUUGCUCGACCAUGCUGCUGGCUCUCAGGAAUUUAAAUCUUACUGGAAAAAUAUGAUACAAAAUCUCUACUUCAAAGAUGAGGCCUUCAUUCAACACAUUCAGGCUAUAUACUAUCAAACUAAGUCGGUGUCAACAUUUUUCAAUUCGUGCAUCCUUCCUAUCGCCAACCUCUCAUCCAGGAACCCCAUUCUCCGGGGUGAAAGCUUUGUAUCAAUUCUCAUGCCCCUCUCAGAGCCGGAUUCCAAGUUACAAAUACUCCAAGGAUUAUCCGAGUUGGAACUAGCGUUAUUAAUUUGUGCUGCGCGCCUUGACAUAAUUUUGGACACAGACACUUGUAACUUCGCCAUGGCCUACGACGAAUAUAUUUCAUUAGCCUCACGACACAAGAUAAUGGCAUCGAGUAGUGGAGUAGUCGCGAUUGGCUCUAGCUUCAAAAUUUGGGGGCGAGACAUCUCUAUUAGCGCAUGGGAGAAGUUAGCGGACUACGAACUACUUGUACCAGCUGGAUAUGGGGGUAAUCAAGGAAAGUAUUUAGGAGCAAGUGAACAGAUGUGGAGAGUAGAUGUCGGCCUCGAAGAAAUAGCUGGUAGCGUGGAAAGUCUGGGUGGAAUCAUGUCCAAGUGGUGCAAGGAAAUUUAA